Oikopleura dioica is the source of this 906-nucleotide messenger RNA. Lineage: Eukaryota; Metazoa; Chordata; Appendicularia; Copelata; Oikopleuridae. The record is from the annotation of a GenBank genome assembly.
AUGAAAAGAUUCCUCGCCGAGCUUGGAGAGGGUCUUUACAUCGAGAGUAUCCGAAAAGGACGAGGCAAAGACACUCCGUUCGAUGACCCGAUGUACAACGGCGAACUGUACUUCGACCCAGACGUAAGCGUCAUCCGACUUGCCUGCAAGAACGGAUAUGAUAACAACAUUGGCAAGCCUAUGAUGGGAACCAAAUGUCUAUGCAAUAACGGCAUCUGCAAAUGGACCAUGAACAAAGACCACGAAAACGAGCAACAGAUCCCAGUUUGGGGUGGUGGUACCUUCAAUUUCGUCAAGACUGUGAAGAGCAGCUACAUUACCUUGAAAGCUCGAAUCUCUAACUUGGUCAACGCUGAAUCGUGGAGCCACGACCAGGUUGAUACCGUCGGUCACCCAGAGUAUCUCGACCCAGAGUGGUGGAAAACUGCUCCAUUCACCGCUUUCGUUUGGUGCCCAUUUGAUGUAACGAAGGGUGGAUUCCGCGGAAAUGAUGGUCUCAUGACAUUUGGUGACUUUCACUAUUCCGAGCACAGCCCUGACGGUCACUUGUGGUCGUUCCUUUCAAGAUCAAACACCAAGCUGUGGAAGAAACCAAUCUGCGAAAAGGAUGAGACUGGAACAAUGGUCUGUACUUACAAAUCUACGUACUUCAAGGUCUAUGCUGAUCGAUCCACGAACAUUACAGAACAAGGACCCGUCGAUUACUCCACUGACUUCAAAACUGGAGAAGACUACUCUUGCGAGACUGGAAUCCUCCCAGGUCAUCAGAAGUUUGCCAUCCAAAAUAUGAUCAACAUCUACCCCAUUUUCGAAAAUGGAACUUUCGGCCAGAUGGUAAACUACUUCCGACAAACACCCGAUUGGCUCGCAGACUACGGAGACCAGAUUUCUCCACCAGUCUUCUAA